AGGAAACUGAAACUGAAACUGAAACAGAUAACAAGGACAUGUCGUCAGUGGCGCGUUACUUAGCUUCGUCGCCGCCGUCGUCCUCCCGGGAAGGCCACGACGACAGCAACAACGAACGCCUCGGUUUCACUCGUCCCUCUACAACUACUCCCGACUUGACGUCUCUCCCCGGCAACGAGACAUUUCUCCGGGCAGCCGUGUCCCUCAAGGACCAGGUGGUGAAGGCAACGUGGGAAGGAGAACGGAGCUCCGGAAAGGGGUUGGAUCCGACUGUGUAUACUGGACUACUCGGCACGGCGUUUACGUGCCUGAGGUCGUACGAGGCCACCGGAAAUCGACAGGACUUGCUACUGUGCGCCGAGAUCGCCGACAAGUGCGCCGCCGUCGCACGUGUUCUCGCCAGGCACGUGACGUUUUUGUGUGGUAGAGGAGGAGUUUAUGCUCUUGGAGCUGUUGUGGCUGAUAUGGUUGGGGACCAACGAAAACGUGACUUGCAUUUGAACCUCUUCCUUGAGGUAGCACAAGAGAAGGCCCUAUCUGUUGGCCCUGAAGAAGGUGGUUUUGGAAUGUCAUAUGAUCUUCUUUAUGGGAGAGCUGGGUUUUUAUGGGCAGCUUUGUUCAUAAACAAGCAUCUUGGAGAAGAGAAUGUGCCCAGUGAGCUUCUGAUGCCUAUUGUUGAUGCCGUGUUAACUGGAGGAAGAGCAGGAGCAUCUGAUAACCCUUCAUGCCCACUUAUGUACAGAUUGCAUGGAACUAGGUACUUGGGGGCAGCGAAUGGUGUGGCUGGAAUUUUGCAAGUGCUACUGCACUUUCCUCUUUCAGAAGAGGACGCAGAAGAUGUGAAAGCGACUCUUAGGUAUAUGAUGGCUAAUCGGUUUCCUCACAGCGGUAAUUACCCCUCAAGUGAAGGCAAUCCAAGAGAUAAGUUUGUGCAGUGGUCUCAUGGUGCAGCGGGCAUGGCUAUCACCUUGUGCAAGGCAUCACAGGUGUUUCCAGGAGAUAGGGACUUUCGUACUGCUGCAAUAGAAGCCGGAGAAGUAGUGUGGAAGAAUGGUUUGCUGAAGAAGGUAGGCCUAGCUGAUGGUGUGGCUGGAAACGCCUAUGCCUUUCUUUCUCUUUAUCGUCUAACUGGAGAGAGCAUAUACGAAGAGAGAGCCAAGGCAUUUGCAAGCUUCUUAUAUCAUAAUGCAAGACAACUCGUGACUGCGGGGCAGACUAUUACUCAUGGGACUGAGCAUGCCUACUCCCUUUUUCAAGGACUUGCUGGAACUGCUUGCUUCUGGUUUGACGUGCAUGUUCCUGAAAACUCGAGGUUCCCUGGUUAUGAACUGUAGGCAACCGAACAACUUAAAUUGAAAUCUGGUUAUGAGAUCAUUAUACAUAUGAAUCUGUAGUCUCACCCUAACAGUGUAUAUAUAUAAUGAGGCGUUGUUAUUUGAAGGUAAAAUUAUUAUAUCUAACCUUUGGUGACAAGUAAUUUCUUUACUUUUUG
This is a messenger RNA of Argentina anserina (silverweed cinquefoil), 1492 nucleotides long. Its product is annotated as lanC-like protein GCL1. The coding region runs from base 39 to 1334 and encodes 431 amino acids. Gene Ontology annotation, biological process: carbohydrate metabolic process; peptide modification. Gene Ontology annotation, cellular component: plasma membrane. NCBI's taxonomy places the organism in Eukaryota, Viridiplantae, Streptophyta, Magnoliopsida, Rosales, Rosaceae. The record is from RefSeq and is a predicted model, not a curated record. The transcript has 5 exons.